AUGGAUAGCAAACAGAUGUUGUUAUCGGCGCUCGGCGUCGGAGUUGGAGUCGGUGUGGGUUUAGGCCUCGCUUCCGGUCAAGCCGUCGGGAAAUGGGCCACCGGAAACUCGACGUCGAGUAACGCCGUUACGGCGGAUAAGAUGGAGAAGGAGAUACUCCGUCAAGUUGUUGACGGAAGAGAGAGUAAAAUUACUUUCGAUGAGUUUCCUUAUUAUCUCAGUGACCAAACACGAGUGCUUCUUACAAGCGCAGCUUAUGUUCAUUUGAAGCACUUUGAUGCGUCAAAGUAUGCCAGAAACUUGUCUCCGGCGAGUCGAGCCAUUCUCUUGUCCGGUCCUGCCGAGCUUUACCAACAAAUGCUAGCUAAAGCCCUAGCUCAUUUCUUUGACGCCAAGUUACUUCUUCUAGACGUUAACGAUUUCGCACUGAAGAUACAGAGCAAAUAUAGCAGCGGAAAUACAGAAUCAUCGUCAUUCAAGAGAUCUCCCUCAGAAUCUGCUUUAGAGCAACUAUCAGGACUCUUUAGUUCUUUCUCAAUCCUUCCUCAAAGAGAAGAGUGCAAAGCUGGUGGUACCUUGAGGAGGCAAAGCAGUGGUGUGGAUAUCAAAUCAAGCGCAAUGGAAGGCUCAAGUAAUCCUUCAAAGCUUCGUCGAAACUCUUCAGCAGCUAAUAUCAGCAACCUUGCAUCUUCAUCAAAUUCAGCGCCUUUGAAGCGUACUAGUAGCUGGUCCUUCGACGAAAAGCUUCUGAUCCAAUCUUUAUAUAAGGUCUUGGCCUAUGUUUCCAAGGCGAAUCCGAUUGUGUUAUAUCUUCGAGACAUCGAGAACCUUCUGUUCCGCUCGCAGAGAACAUACAACUUGUUCCAAAAGCUUCUCCAGAAACUCAGUGGACCGGUUCUCAUUCUAGGUUCGAGAAUCGUAGACUUGUCUAGCGAAGAUGCUCACGAAAUCGACGAGAAGCUCUCAGCUGUGUUCCCUUACAACAUCGAUAUAAGGCCGCCUGAUGAUGAGGGCCAUCUGGUGAGCUGGAAGUCGCAGCUUGAACGGGACAUGAACAUGAUCCAAACUCAGGACAAUAGGAACCAUAUCAUGGAGGUUUUGAGUGAGAAUGAUCUUAUAUGCGAUGACCUCGAGUCGAUCUCUUUUGAAGACACAAAGGUUUUGAGUAAUUACAUUGAAGAGAUUGUCGUCUCUGCGCUUUCUUAUCAUCUGAUGAACAACAAAGAUCCUGAGUAUAGAAAUGGAAAGCUUGUGAUUUCGUCUACAAGUUUAUCGCAUGGAUUCAGUUUGUUCAGAGAAGGAAAAGCCGGUGGUCGUGAGAAGCUGAAGAAACAGCCUAAGGAAGAAAAACCUAAGGAACCAAAAGCUGAAUUAGCGGCUGAUGUCAAGCCGGAGACUAAACCAGAGAGCGUCACCGCCGCAAGCAGCAAGAACGAACCGGAGAAAGAAGCUAAAGCAACCCCAAAAGCUCCGGAAGUUCCACCGGAUAACGAGUUUGAGAAACGGAUAAGACCUGAAGUGAUCCCAUCAGAAGAAAUCAACGUCACGUUUGAAGACAUUGGUGCGCUUGACGACAUCAAGGAAUCACUACAAGAGCUUGUAAUGCUUCCUCUCCGUAGACCAGAUCUCUUCACAGGAGGUCUCUUGAAGCCAUGCAGGGGAAUCUUGCUCUUUGGUCCGCCUGGAACCGGUAAAACAAUGCUGGCUAAAGCCAUAGCGAGAGAGGCAGGAGCGAGUUUCAUCAACGUUUCCAUGUCGACCAUAACUUCAAAAUGGUUUGGAGAAGACGAAAAGAAUGUUAGGGCUUUGUUCACUCUUGCUUCCAAAGUAUCACCGACGAUUAUCUUUGUGGAUGAAGUUGAUAGUAUGUUGGGACAAAGGACGAGAGUUGGAGAACAUGAAGCUAUGAGAAAGAUUAAGAAUGAGUUUAUGAGUCAUUGGGAUGGGUUAAUGACUAAACCUGGUGAGCGUAUCUUAGUCCUUGCUGCUACAAAUCGGCCUUUUGAUCUUGACGAGGCCAUUAUCAGACGUUUCGAAAGAAGGAUUAUGGUGGGACUUCCGGGUGUAGAGAACAGAGAGAAGAUUCUUAAGACAUUGUUGGCGAAAGAGAAAGUGGACGAUAACUUGGAUUACAAGGAACUAGCAAUGAUGACAGAUGGAUACACAGGAAGUGAUCUCAAGAAUCUUUGCACAACGGCUGCGUAUAGGCCAGUGAGAGAGCUUAUACAACAAGAGAUGAUCAAAGAUACGGAGAAGAAGAAACAGAGAGAGACUACGAAGGCGAGUGAAGAUGAUGAAGAGAAAGGGGAGAGAAUUAUUACGCUUCGUGCGUUGAACAGACAAGACUUUAGAGAAGCCAAGAAUCAGGUGGCGGCGAGUUUCGCAGCGGAGGGAGAAGGAAUGGGAGAGUUGAAGCAGUGGAAUGAGAUGUAUGGAGAAGGAGGGUCGAGGAAGAAAGAACAGCUCACUUACUUCUUGUGA
Molecule: messenger RNA, 2481 nt
Organism: Microthlaspi erraticum
Lineage: Eukaryota; Viridiplantae; Streptophyta; Magnoliopsida; Brassicales; Brassicaceae
Source: the annotation of a GenBank genome assembly